Molecule: messenger RNA, 1994 nt
Organism: Cucumis melo (muskmelon)
Lineage: Eukaryota; Viridiplantae; Streptophyta; Magnoliopsida; Cucurbitales; Cucurbitaceae
Product: ethylene-responsive transcription factor RAP2-7
Exons: 9
Coding region: 449-1726 (425 amino acids)
Biological process (GO): regulation of DNA-templated transcription
Molecular function (GO): DNA binding; DNA-binding transcription factor activity
Source: RefSeq, a predicted model, not a curated record
AGAAAGAAUGGGUUUAAAACUAUUCCUAAAAUUGCUUUACCCUUCACAGUUUCAAGAUUUCCUCUUUCUUUUUCUAGACCUGUCUUCCCUCAGCUACUUCCCUUUUCUACUCUCUCUCUCUCUCUUCUCCCUUUCUCUCUCCUAAAAUUUGUUUAGCCAUAGCCAUAGCCAUAGCCAUUUACAAGCUUUUCAUAGACCAACCCAUUAAACGAAAUAUUAAAAAAAAUUGCCUUUUUAAUCUCUUUUUUCCAUAAUUUCUUCAUUGGGUUUUGUUUUUUCUCUUCAAAUUUUCAUUCUAAUGGCCUAACAAAUUCAGGGUUUCUUUUCUUCUCGAUAAUAAAGAGUAGAAAACAAAUAAAAAUUCUAACUUUAUCAUUAUUAUUAUUCUCCUCUUUGUUUUCCUCUGUUUUUAUAUUUUUCAAGAACGAUCUGAAAGAGGAACGAAGUGAUGAUGUUGGAUCUCAACGAUUCGAUUACGAACCGCGACGAAACGGCCGCGAGUCGGAUCGUAAUGGAAGAUUCCGAGACUUCAAAUUCUUCCGUCGUUAAUGCCACCGACGAGGUGUCCAACAGCAGAGACGAAGAUUCCUCUGUUCUAAUCUUCGAUAUUCUCAAAAGAGAAAGUUCCGGCGGCGGCAGUGGCGGCGGCGCGUCGUCGGAAUUAGUGACUCAGACGCUUUUUCCAGUCGUCGGAGGAUGGGGGGAUUCUGGGUCUCCAGUGCCUAGAACCCAUUGGUUGAACUUGUCGUCGACGGCAGAUUCCGGCGGCGGUGGUGGACCGCCGGAGUUGAGAAUUGUACAGCAGAAACAACAGCAGGUGAGAAAGAGCCGCCGUGGACCACGCUCCCGGAGCUCGCAAUACCGGGGAGUUACCUUUUACCGGCGAACCGGAAGAUGGGAAUCUCAUAUUUGGGAUUGUGGGAAACAAGUUUAUUUGGGUGGGUUUGACACAGCACAUGCUGCAGCAAGGGCUUACGAUCGAGCGGCAAUCAAGUUUAGAGGAGUUGAUGCGGACAUAAACUUCAGUAUAAGUGAUUAUGACGAAGAUAUGAAACAAAUGAAAAAUCUAAGUAAAGAAGAGUUUGUCCAUGUUCUUCGUCGACAAAGCACUGGAUUUUCUCGCGGAGGUUCGAAGUUAAGAGGAUUGUCUCUUCAAAAAUAUGGAAGAUGGGAAAACCAAAUGAGUCAAAUUAUUGGAAAGAAUGGAAUUGAGCAGAGGUCAUACAAAGGGGAUACGAUGGUGGAUUCAAACAAUGGAGCUAAUGGGCAUAAUCUUGAUUUGAGCAUCGGAGGAAUUUUCAACUACCAUUUUACUAAUUCUCCUCAAAAGCUCAACAUUGAGAGACCAAAGAAUGAAAACAAUGGUUAUGCAUGUGGUGUGGCUGUGGGUGGACAACAACAACCUCAUAUUCCUCCUUCAAUGUGGUCUACUUUUUACUCUGGGUUUUUACCAAAUAAUGAGGAAAAAGGGAGAGAAAAGAGAAACAACGACCCGAUGACGAAGAUGUCUACGAGUUGGGGAUGGCAAAUGCCAACGUCAACCACGAUGUCGAUGUCGAUGCCAAUGGCAAUUCAAGGAAAUAUAAUUAGUGGAAAAAACAACAACAACAACAGUAUGAGUAGUAAUGCAGCAUCAUCAGGAUUCUCUUCCUCUUCUAAUUUUGGUUCACUAUAUGCUCAAAACAACAACGCUCUCCACAGUACUCACUGCCCCAAUAUUUCUUGACAAUAGUGUUAUUGUUAUUAUUAUUAUUAUUAUUAUUUUGUGUGUUUCUUUUAUUUUUCUUUUUUAAUUUUUUUUUUUGGAGCUAAUGAGAGAAGAAAUUAAUUGUUAUUUAUUAAGUCCAACCCCAAAUUAAUGUCAACUAUUUUCCACUUUUUUCUAGGGAAAAAUUUGGAGUUUAUUCCUAUGUACAUACAAUUAAGAAGCAUGAUUUGAGGUUGGUUGCUUUUUGUAUUGUAACCAAUUUGUAUGCUCAUUCCAUUUUUUUGAA